ACUAUGGCUAUGGUUGGAUAAACCAUCUGGUUCUGUCUCCAAUUCGAUUGAAUAGAACAGAACAGAACAGUCAACAGCCUCUGUGUUUGUGCGUUUGAUUGAAACUUGGAAAAUAGAAAGAAAUGGUCGGACCAAAUAGACCUCAGUUUGUGCUGUUUGGUUCGUCCAUAGUUGAGUUCAGCUAUGGUGACCAUGGAUGGGGUGCUAUUCUCGCUGACAUAUAUGCUCGAAAGGCAGACACAUUGGUGCGAGGAUACGCUGGUUGGAGUUCGAGGCAAGCUUUGCAGGUUUUGGAUCAAGUUUUUCCAAAGGAUGCUGCUCUACAACCUUCAUUGGUGAUAGUCUACUUUGGUGGUAAUGACUCAAUGCUUCCUCUCCCAUCUGCCUUAGGCCUUCAUGAUCCUCAUGUACCGCUGGCUGAGUAUGUAGAAAAUAUGAGGAAAAUAGCAAUCCAUCUCAAGAGCCUUUCAGAGAAGACUCGCAUUAUCUUUCUCACUGCUCCUCCUGUUGAUAAGGCAGAAAUUUGCAGAACAUAUGGUGAUAAAAUAGCAGAGCUGCGUACAAAUGAGUCAUGCCGAAUAUAUUCAGAAGCUUGUUUAAAGCUGUGUCAAGAGAUGAAUGUGAAGGCUGUUGAUCUCUGGACUGUACUUCAAAAAGAGGAUGGUUGGGAAUCUGCUUGCUUUACGGAUGGAAUCCAUUUAUCAGCUGAGGGGAGCAAGAUAGUGGUGAAGGAGAUAAUGAAGGUUCUUAGGGAGGCAGACUGGGAACCAAGUCUACACUGGAAGGCAUUGCCAAUUGAAUUUGAAAGUCUUUUACCCAAUUAUCUAGUGAGUUCUGAUACGAAGACCAUGUUAAGUGAGGCCAGCUCUAUCAGACACAUGCAAUGGGAGUAGGUUUUGAGCACUCACAAUGGGUUAAGUAUUCUAGAGUCGGAUGUAAAAUGCGCCUAAAAAACGUGUUCAUCCAAUUUUUUAAAACUAAAAACAUUUCGCAUUUGAGUUUAAGUGUCGUGAAAAAGCAUUGCGGAUCAACGGAUAAGUAUUUUAUGUUUUCUA
Messenger RNA from Corylus avellana, 1055 nucleotides. RefSeq names its product GDSL esterase/lipase WDL1. The record is from RefSeq and is a predicted model, not a curated record. NCBI's taxonomy places the organism in Eukaryota, Viridiplantae, Streptophyta, Magnoliopsida, Fagales, Betulaceae.